UCCGCAUCAACCGGGUUUGUCUUACGGCCAGUCACCGCGGCAUCGUCACGUCACCAAAACUUUCUACCGUUAUAAUUUAACUUGUUUUUAGUGUGUUCUGUGUGUGUUUUAUGUGGAUGUGGUGAGGUUUUGUGUAAAAUGCGGAGCGCCGGCGAGGCGUUCUGUCUCCUGUUGCUGGUAGCAGGGAUCGCUGCCCAAAUUGACACCAGACAUUUAUCAGGAGAUACGUUAUGUCCAAAUGGCAUGUUCCGUUGCCCAGAAGGCAAAUGCAUCCCGGAACUGUGGGUGUGUAAUUAUCAGAAAGACUGCGAGAAGGGAGAGGAUGAAUUUCAGUCGUGUCCGCCCCCAGAAUGCGAGCCCGGUCAGCUGGCAUGCUCGCAAUACAUGUUUAACAAGACGUACUGCAUCCCGCCACACUACCGGUGCGACAUGAUCGUUGACUGCCUUGACGGCACGGACGAAGCUGAAUGCGUAUAUCGCAACUGCCAGCCAGAUGACUUCCAGUGCGGGGUGGAGGGAGCCAGCUCGGCCAAGUCAGCCCAGGGGCCCUGUAUACCGAAACAGAAGAGAUGUGACGGUUAUCUGGACUGCAGAACGGGUAAAGACGAGCAAGACUGCCCAGGGGAAGUGUCGCCGUGUCGACUGGACCAGUUCCGAUGUGCGACCGGCAACCGCUGCGUAGACGCAUCGGCCAAGUGCGAUCAUAAGAACGACUGCGGUGACAACUCCGAUGAACAGAAUUGCAACUUCCCUCCAUGCCACAUCGCCACACAAUUCCGCUGCAGCAACUCACUCUGCAUACCUCUGACAUACCACUGUGAUGGUUACAAGGACUGCUCGGACGGCACCGAUGAAGCCAACUGCACGGCUAUAGCCUGCCCCGACAACAAGUACUUGUGUCCCAAGGGGGGUCCCGGGGGAGCCCAUAAGUGCAUUUCGAGGUCACAGCUGUGCGAUGGCAAGAAGGAUUGUGAGGAUAACGCUGAUGAGGAGACCGCUUGCUCAACAACAACAUGCCCAGCUCUAGAAUGCGAAUACAAAUGCGUUGCUUCCCCAUCGGGCGGCGCGUGCGCAUGUCCUGCCGGUUUAACACUAUCUUCUGACAACCGUACGUGCGUUGACCGCGACGAGUGCAAAGAGUGGGGUUAUUGCCAUCAGCUGUGUGUCAACACUCCAGGAUCGUAUAAAUGCGCGUGCGCACCCGGUUAUUCUUUGGUCGGAGGUCAGAAAUGUGCCGCGAGCGCAUCGGCAGCCCCUGCUUUGGCAUUGGCUCAUGAAAAAGCGGUGUUGAGGAUGGAUUUGCACGGAAGAGCAGUCACGCCUUUAGCUAAUGCAACAUCUGCGGCUGGAUUGGAUUACCAUUACAAGAGGAAUUUGCUGUUCUGGUCUGAUCUGAAAACUAGAAAGAUCCACUCACAACAGCUUACUGUACCGGCCGGGGUGUCAAGUUACGGUGGUCACGACAUCUCAGUCGCCGGCUCCUGGGCCCCCGUAGCCCUGGCCGUGGACUGGGUUGGAGAUAAGCUGUACGUAGCUGAUGCUGUGGGGCAGAAGAUUGAUGUAUUCGAACUGGACGGAAGGUGGCACGCGGUCGUUCUGGGCUCGAACCUGACGAACCCUGCUGAUAUUGCACUAGACCCCACGCUCGGAUUCAUGUUUGUUGCUGAUAGCAGUCAGAUAAUUCGCGCUAACAUGGACGGAACCCACACGAAGUCGAUAGUGUCGGAGGCAGCGUACAAGGCGUCGGGUAUAGCAGUCGACAUCAUAGCUCGAAGGGUGUUCUGGUGUGACUCCUUGUUGGAUUACAUUGAGACAGUGGACUAUGAUGGAAACCAUCGGUUCUUGGUCCUGAGGGGGCAGCAGGUUCCAAGUCCUUCCAGACUGGCCCUCUUCGAAGACAGGGUUUACUGGUCUGACAGCACUAAGCAAGGGAUCAGCUCAGUCAGCAAAUACGAAGGCUCUUUGAGCAUCCAAGCGAUCUACAAGAUGAAGGACAUCAGAGAUCCUAAAGCUAUCACUGUGAUACACUCCUUGAAGCAAACGUCGGUUAAUAACCCUUGUGGAAGCAAUAAUGGUGGCUGUGCCCAAAUGUGUAUAGUUACAGCUUUACCCAACGGCGGACUUGGCUACAGAUGUGCUUGCAACGUCGGGUACAAACUAGAAACUGACUUGAGAAACUGUAUUUUAGUUAACGAGUUCCUAAUGUAUUCUCAGCAAAGAUUCAUCAAGGGAAAAGUGCUGAAUCCAGUCAUUGAGGGGUUCAGCGAAGCCAUAUUACCUGUAGUAUCUAGAAGAGCUAGGUUCGUAGGAUUAGAUUUUGACGCAAGAGAUGAACAUAUUUAUUAUUCUGAUGUUUUGCAAGAUGUUAUAUAUAGGGUACAUAGAAAUGGGUCUACAAGGGAGAUAGUUUUAGCGUCGCAGAAUGAAGGAGUCGAAGGUCUGGCUGUUGACUGGGCUUCUAAGAAUUUAUAUUAUAUUGACUCGAGGAAAGGAACUCUCAAUGUUCUAUCAACAAGAAACGUUUCUUACAGAAGAACUCUUCUAAAAGACCUGAAAAGACCGAGAGCUAUCGUCGUGCAUCCCAACAAAGGUUAUAUAUUUUUCUCCGAAUGGGACCGACCCGCGAAUAUAAGUAGAGUUAAUACUGAUGGCACUGGUCUUUUGGUCUUCGAAAAUGUAACUCUUGGAUGGCCAAACGGUUUAUCCAUAGAUUUUAAUUCGGAUAGAGUGUAUUGGUGUGAUGCGCUAUUAGAUCAUGUGCAACACGCCAAAUUGGACGGUACUGAUGUGAAGACUGUAAAUUCUAAACUGAUCAGACAUCCAUUUUCAAUUGUGAUUUAUGGAGACUUCAUGUAUAUCACUGAUUGGAGAUUGGAUGCAAUUGUAAGGCUGCACAAGUUGACUGGUGAACAAGAAGACAUAAUGCUAAGAGAGCCUAACACGAAUAGGUUGUACGGCGUCAAAGUUUACAGCGAGGAAGUACAGAAGAUUGAUCCAAUGCAACCUUGUGCAAGAAGUAAUGGGAAUUGUCAGAAAUUAUGUUUCGCUAUACCUAGGAACAAUACAGGGAUAUUGACAGUCAAAUGUGGAUGCCCUUAUGGGGAGAAGUUGGCAGCAGACGGUACCAGUUGUGAGGCUGAUCCAAAUUCGGAGCCACCAGUAAGAGCUUGCCCUAAUACUUGGGACUUCACUUGUAAUAAUCAAAGGUGCAUUCCAAAGAGCUGGGUUUGCGAUGGAGACGAUGAUUGUCUGGACAACAGUGAUGAGGAGUUCGCUAAUUGUACAAAAGCUACAUGCAGCUCCUCAGAAUUCAUGUGCAAAUCGGGCCGCUGUAUCCCCGCGACCUUCCGUUGCGACGCCGAGAACGACUGCGGCGACUACUCCGACGAGACCGGCUGCGUGAACGUCACGUGCUCGUCGUCGCAGUUCAAGUGCGACAACGGCCGGUGCGUCCCCAACACGUGGAAAUGCGACUCGGAGAAUGACUGCGGAGACGGGUCGGACGAAGGCACACAUUGUGCGGAGAAGACCUGUGCUUACUUCCAGUUCACGUGCCCCCGCACCGGCCACUGCAUCCCAUCAUCGUGGGUGUGUGAUGGUGAUGACGACUGCUUCGACAAACAGGACGAGGCUGACUGUCCGCCCGUGUCGUGCUUGGCCAACCAGUUCAAAUGUGCUGAUCUUAAGCAGUGUGUGCAGGAAGCAUACAAAUGCGACGGCAUCCCAGAUUGCAACGACGGUAGCGACGAGGCGGGCUGCCCGGCCGUGGCGCCGCACCAGUGCCACGACAAGCAGUUCCAAUGUAGAUCCUCCAGUAUCUGCAUACCUUCCACCUGGUACUGUGAUGGUACUCCCGACUGCGAGGACCUGUCAGACGAGCCGGCCACGUGCGGUUCCGUCACCUGUCCCAACACUCACGUCCGCUGCGACAACGGGCGGUGCGUGUUCAAAUCGUACGUGUGCGAUGGAAACGACGACUGCGGAGACGGUUCUGAUGAAGGCGUCAAGCACGCUUGUAAACCCCCGCCGUUCAGAUGUGCAUCAGACCAAUGGCAGUGUCCCGGCGUCACUGACAGAUGUGUCAAUAUGACACAAGUGUGCGACAAUAAACCCGACUGCCCCAAUGGAUCUGAUGAAGGUGCGAGCUGUGACUUCGCUGAAUGCGAGCAUCAAGACGGCCUCUGCUCCAACGGAUGCAAGCAGACUCCCAAUGGACCCCUCUGUUUGUGUCCCUCUGGGGAAGAACUGGACACCAACGGACUUAACUGCAAAGAUAUUGACGAAUGUACUCCGCCAGGGGUAUGCUCCCAAACCUGCACAAACACAAAAGGAUCCUACGCCUGCAGCUGCAUCGAUGGCUACCGAUUGGCCUCAGACAACCACACCUGCAAAGCCAAUAACCACUCCAGUGCUUUCCUCAUCAUCUCCAACAGACAUUCCAUUCUCGUUGCUGACCUAAACGAGCAAGGACUAGAAAGAGUUCCUAUUAAUGUCGAAAAUGUUGUAGCAACAGCUUCAGAUAUGCAUACAGGAACAAUAUUCUGGUCAGACAUGAAGUUGAAAAUGAUUGCCAGAUUAGAUCGAGGCAGUGAGCCCAAAGAGAUAAUAACUACAGGGUUGGAUCUAGUUGAAGGAUUAGCUUAUGAUUGGGUCGGUGGUAAUAUAUACUGGUUGGACAGUAAGCUUAAUACUAUAGAAGUAGCUAAAGAAGAUGGUAGUGCGCGCGCUACUUUACUAAGCGGAAAUAUAACUCAACCUAGAGGAAUGUGCUUAGAUCCCGCAAAAGAAGCCAGUUGGUUGUUCUGGACUGAUUGGGGUGAGAAUCCGAGAAUAGAGAGAGUCGGUAUGGAUGGAACUCAACGAGCAGCCAUAAUUACUACAAAAAUUUACUGGCCCAAUGGAUUAACUCUAGAUACAGCAACUAAGAGAGUUUACUUCGCUGAUUCGAAGUUAGAUUUCAUCGAUUUCUGCAACUACGACGGCACGGGUCGACAGCAAGUGUUAGCAGGCAGCCAUUAUUUGUUGCAUCCACAUUCUUUGACUCUUUUCGAAGAUACGCUGUAUUGGACGGAUAGACAGUUGAAUAGAGUGUUGUCAGCGCACAAGUUUAGAGGAACUAACCAAACUGUUGUGUCGCAUUUGAUCUCUCAACCUCUUUCAAUACAUGUUCAUCAUCCGUCUCUUCAACCACAAUAUCAGUCUCCGUGUAAGAAAGAUGCGUGUCAACAUUUAUGUCUUUUGAGUCCAAAUGUAACCGUUGGAUAUACAUGUUUGUGCAAGACUGGAUUCAAGUUGCUGCCCGAUGGAAAGUGCAUUGAAGAGGAGAAUUCAUACCUGAUGGUGUUGAAGGGCUCCCAGAUUAUCGACCUGGCGCCUGAUGGCUCCGGUCGGGCGGGACAGCUGUCUUCUAUUGUUGGGAUUCAAGGCGGCGUGCAGUUGGAGUUCGACCGCGCGGCGCGCGCGCUCUACUGGCUGCAGGCGGCGGGCGACGCCGACGGCGAGUUCAACGGCACCGUCUACACCAUGCCCUACGGCGGUGGUAAUAAGGUGGAAUUCCUCGGUCACGACACGGGCAUCGUGGGCUCUCCGUCCGCCAUAGCCUUCGACUGGAUCGGCAGGAACCUGUACAUGGCCAACAGGGAGGCCAGUAACAUAGAGCUCGUCAGGGUCGACAGUAAGGUGAAGUACCGGUCUGUGGUCCUGGCUAACAAUGGCAAGAAGGAUUCUGUCGCCAAGCCCAAAGGAAUCGCACUGGAUCCUACGGAAGGAAAAAUAUACUGGUCAGACGAAGGUGGCUACGGUGUUCCCGCCAAAAUCGGGAAAGCUAACAUGGACGGCUCUAAUCCUGUCAUCCUGGUCGAUGGCAUUGAAAGACCUGAAGCUAUUACUAUAGACAUAGAGUUGAAAAUCGUUUACUUCAGCACUCAAUAUCCGGCUAGCAUCAACAGCGUUAACACAGACGGGAAUGAUAGAAAGACUAUCCUUACAGAAGCUAACGAUAUGUCAUAUCCUAAAGUCAUUGCAGUACUAGACUCAAGAUUGUUUGUUUUAGAUCCACGCCAUGAAAAGAUUUUCAAAGCAGACCUGCCUAAUGGUGAUAACAUCAAAACUAUAAUGGACAAUGAGAGCGAUUUGAAAUCGUUGACAAUAUACCAAAAGAGGAAGAUGAUACAUCACCCGUGCGCAACAGCAAAUGGGGGAUGCGAACAGAUUUGUAUACCAAGUGAUGGCCGGUCAAGAGUUUGCGCAUGCUCAGUUGGUUACAGAAAAGAAAAUGAAGUUAAUUGCGUUCCUUACAAAACAUUCGCUGUGGUGUCUCAAUUGGAUCUUAUUAGAGGAUACAGUUUAGAUUCUACAGCUGAAGCUAUGGUCCCUGUGACAGGACAAGGUCACCACAUCUUACACGUUGAUGUACAUUUCGCUGAAAACUACAUAUACUGGGUUGAAUUCAAUCGAGGACAAUGGAACGGAAUUUUCAGAAUCAGACCAAACGGUACCGAAUUGGAACAUGUUAUUCGUGAUGGUAUUGGAAGCAAUGGUAUUAGAGGGCUUGCUAUUGACUGGGUGGCUGGAAAUCUUUACUUCACCAAUGUAUUCCCUCAUGAAAAUUACGUAGAAAUGUGCUGGUUAGACGGUUCGCAUAGGAAAGUGUUGGUUAAAACAACAAUGGACGCUCCAAGAGAACUAGCUGUGAAUCCGUUGAAACGACUACUAUACUGGAUAGAUUAUGGUCAAUACCCAAGGAUCGGGAAAGCAUACCUUGAUGGUUCUAAUUGGCAGACAGUGGUCAGCUCAGGUAUAUCUAAUCCUAGAGAUUUGACUAUCGACAUGUUGACCCACGACGUUUAUUGGGUUGAUUCCAAAUUAGACCAAAUACAAAAGAUCUCCUACAAUGGCGGUAAUCGACAACUGAUUCGGUCUAACCUCCCAAAUCCAAUGGGAAUUGCUAUUCACACAGGCAAUGUCUAUUGGGUCGACAGAAAUCUACAGACUAUUUACAAAGCCUCAAAAUUACCAGGUAACACAUCUAUGCCAGAGAAGUUAAGAACUAAUUUACCGAAACUAAGGGAUAUUGUUAUAUUUGAUGGAAACAAUCAACCUACAGACGAGAAUAAUCCUUGCAGAAAGUUCGGUAAUGGAGGCUGUGAACAGCUUUGCUUCAGUUAUCCCCCUGAAUCAAAUAAAGGCGUUACUUACAAAUGCGAUUGUUCGACGGGCCAAAUAGAUCCUAGUAACAACAAAAAAUGUACAACAGUCGACGAAUACCUAGUCUUCACAACUCGAACAGAAAUUCGUAGUAUAAACUUAGAUCCUAAAUCAACUGGAGUGCCAUUCAAACCUAUAGGAAACCUGACUAAUGUUGUCGGUGUUGAGUUCGAUUAUGCAGAUAACAAAUUAUUCUUCACUCAAAUCAGACCGUGGGCAAGAAUCGGUUGGAUGAACGCAAAUAACCCCGAUCCAACCGCAAUACAAAACAUAAUAAACAAAGGAAUCAAUCCGGAAGGUAUAUCUUAUGAUUGGACGCAAAAGAAGAUAUACUGGACUGAUAGUUCAAAUAAUUCCAUUUUCGCCAUGAAUUUAGAUGGAAGUGAAUUAGUAAUGAUCGCCAGAGUAGAACGCCCAAGAGCUAUCGUUGUAGAUCCUUGUAACGGAACCUUAUACUAUACAGAUUGGGGCAGAUUCGGUACUUCUGGAAAGAUUUACAGAACCACUAUGGCCGGAUCACUAAAGAAAGCAAUCAUAGAUAAAGAUCUAUCACAACCGAGUGGUUUGACAAUAGAUUUCGAUGAAAACAUGCUUUAUUGGAGCGACGCCGUACGUGAAAAGAUUGAACGAUCAAAACUUGACGGAUCAAACAGAGAAGUCCUGAUUUCUGCUACAAUUUAUCCAUUCGCUAUUACUGUAUUUAGAAAUUACAUUUACUGGACGGAUUUGCAACUCCGCGGUGUUUACCGUGCUGAAAAACACACGGGAGCUAAUAUGAUUGAAAUGGUUAAACGUUUAGAAGACUCCCCAAGAGAUAUACACGUCUACAGUAAGAAACGACAGUUGUGCCAAGCUAAUGCUUGCAGUAUCAGCAAUGGUGGAUGCGCGCAAAGUUGCCAUCCGGCUCCAAAUAAUACAGCUGAAUGCCGUUGUGAUGAUAAUACUAAAUUGGUUAACGAAGGAAGAAUGUGCGUCGCCAAAAAUAUUUCAUGUGAUCCAUCUAAAUUCUUCUGCGCGAAUGGAAAAUGUAUCAGCCGAAUGUGGUCAUGUGAUGGUGAUGACGACUGCGGCGAUAACUCUGAUGAAGACCGCAACUACUGCGCGUACCAUUCUUGCUCUCCGAACGAAUUCCGAUGCAACAACGGACGUUGCAUCUUCAAAUCUUGGAAGUGUGAUCAUGAGAACGAUUGUAAAGACGGAUCUGACGAGGAGGGCUGCGUUUACCCACCUUGCGCUGAAGGAGAAUUCACAUGCCUCAAUUCUCGAUGCAUUCCAAUGUCUCAAGUCUGCAACGGAAUCAAUGAUUGUAAGGACAAUGUAACAUCAGACGAAACUCAUGAAAGAUGCCCGCGUAACACUACAUGCCCGACGAACCACUUGAAAUGUGAAAAGACUAAUAUCUGCGUAGAACCGUACUGGCUUUGCGAUGGCGAUAAUGAUUGCGGCGAUAACUCUGACGAGGAUCCGCUACAUUGCGCGCAACGCACGUGCCCACAAAACAGCUUCCGCUGUCCCAACCACCGUUGUAUCCCUGCCACUUGGUACUGUGACGGAGAUGACGAUUGCGGAGAUGGAGCCGAUGAGCCACCGGAAUAUUGCCGAUCAGAAGGACGCACUUGCUUCGGCGAUCUGUUCACUUGUGACAAUGGCAAUUGCAUACCCAGAAUCUACAUUUGCGAUGGAGAUAACGACUGCUUGGACAGUAGCGACGAAGACGACCGGCAUCAAUGCAACGAAAGGAAAUGUGACGCUGAAACUGAGUACACAUGCGAGGAGAAUAAAUUCUGGGGACGCGCUCAAUGUAUUCCAAGAAAAUGGUUGUGCGACGGUGAUCCCGAUUGUAUUGAUGGAGCUGACGAAAAUUCAACAAUACAUCAUUGCGCCGCGCCCACUCCUUGCGCCGAAGAUCAGUUCCAAUGUAACAAUGGACGAUGCAUCAAUGAAGGCUGGGUAUGCGACCACGAUAACGAUUGCGGAGACGGCUCUGAUGAAGGAAAACGGUGCAACAAAGAAUACAAACAGUGCUCCGAACAAGAGUUUACCUGUCAAAACUUCAAGUGCAUCAGAAAUCACUUCCGCUGCGACGGAGAAGACGAUUGUGGUGAUCAUUCAGAUGAAGUUGGUUGUGUCAAAAACAAUAAAACUUGUCCCGCAGGACAGUUUAAGUGUAAUAAUGACCAGUGUAUUGAUAACCGUCUCGUUUGUAAUAAGGUUGCUGAUUGUACUGACGAGUCAGACGAACCGGCUCACUGUCACGUCGACGAAUGCGCUAAACUUGAAAUCAAUCAAUGUGGACAUAAAUGCGUUGAUACGCUUACAGGAUAUUACUGUGAUUGUAACCAAGGAUACAAAUUGUUACCUGACGGAAAAGCAUGUGCAGAUAUUGACGAAUGUGUUGAAACGCCAGGAGUUUGCUCACAAUAUUGCUCAAAUACACCAGGAUCUUACUAUUGUAAAUGCAAUGAACCGUUUUACGAAAGAGAAGCAGACGAACACACAUGCAAACGUAAAGACAACACAAGUGCUUGGGUCAUCUUUACCAAUAAAUAUUAUGUCAGAAACAUGUCUACUGACGCAUCAAUGUACAAUUUAGUUCAUCAAGACCUUAUGAAUGUAGUUGCCAUCGAUUUCGAUUUCCAAGAGCAUAAGAUGUACUUUGCCGAUGUAUCUGCUAAGACCAUCUACAGAUCUGAUUACACGGAUCCGAAUCCUACUAAAGAAGUCGUUAUACGACAUGAUUCUCACGCUCUGGAAGGUAUAGCCAUCGACUGGAUUGGAAGGAAACUUUACUGGCUUGACAGACAUUCAAAGAACUUGGACGUUUCAGAGUUAGACGGUACGAGACGUAAAACAUUGAAAACUGGAGUCGCUGAUCCUAGAGCUAUAGUAGUCCACCCCGGCACUGGAUAUUUGUACUUCACGUCAUGGCAUUUGCAAGCUUACAUCGGCAAAAUGGGAAUGGACGGUUCCAAUUUCUCUGUUAUCUUGAAUUGGGAACAAGACAUUGCAUGGCCGAAUGCUUUGACAAUAGAUUACUUCACCGAUCGAAUUUAUUGGGCCGAUGCUCAUUUAGAUUAUAUUGGAUCAGCUGAUUUAGAAGGCAGGCACAGACAUGUCGUUUUGUCCGGGAGUAAAGUUCCUCACGUGUUCGCUCUUAGUCUAUUUGACGAUGAAAUCUAUUGGACCGAUUGGAAUUUGAAGGCUAUAAGCAAAGCCAACAAACAUUCUGGUGAGAAUUUGACAGUUUUGCGAAAUACUACACACAGGCCUUACGAUAUUCAUGUUGUUCAUCCAUUGAGGCAGCUGCCGUAUCCGAAUCCAUGUGGCGAUAACAAUGGAGGCUGUUCUCAUCUGUGCCUCAUAGCGCCUCCUCAUGAAUCAAGUUACUUGAACAUCGAAGGUUACGGCGAAGAAGGUGCCACAUCAUACAAAUGCGCUUGCCCCAACCAAUUCUACUUAGCGCGGGACCAGAAGACUUGUAUCGCUAACUGUACUGACGGGCAACACAGAUGCAAUGGUCGUGAUGAGAAGUGUAUACCUUGGUUCUGGAAAUGUGACGGCGAGAAGGAUUGUAUGGACGGCUCUGACGAACCGGAUACCUGCCCGGUUAGACAUUGUCGUGCCGGAUCGUUCCAGUGCAAGAACACAAAUUGUACACCAGCUGCCACUAUUUGUGAUGGCACUGAUGAUUGCGGCGAUGGAAGUGAUGAAGCUCAAUGUUCUCACGAAUGUCCACUCCUCGAAUUCAAGUGCAAAUCAUCUGGGCGUUGCAUUUUGGAUAGUUGGAAGUGUGACGGAGAUACAGACUGUAAGGACAACAGUGACGAAGACCCGGCCAUGUGCCACAACAGACCUUGUAACCCUGACACUGAAUUCUCAUGCAAGAACGGACGUUGUAUUCCGAAAUUGUGGAUGUGCGAUUUCGAUAACGAUUGCGGCGAUGAUUCCGACGAACCAGCGUAUAUGUGCCGGCAGAGAAACUGUACUACUGGUUGGAGAAGAUGUCCUGGACAAUCCAACUACAGAUGUAUACCGAAAUGGUUGUUCUGCGAUGGCAAAGACGAUUGCAGAGAUGGCUCAGACGAAUUGCCCGACAAUUGUCCAGCUUGUAAUAGCGAAACGGACUUCACUUGUGAGAACAAGCGUUGCAUUCCGAAACAAUGGUUAUGUGAUUUCACUGAUGACUGCGGUGACGGCAGCGACGAGGCCGAGGCAGCUUGCCAGCACAAAUACAGAGAGUGUUCAGAAUCAGAGUUCAAAUGCGGCAAUGGAAAGUGUAUUUCGUCUAGAUGGCGUUGCGACCACGAAGACGAUUGCGGUGAUAAUUCUGAUGAGAUGGAAUGCGGUGGUUUCAAGUGCAAGAAUGGAACGUUCCAGUGUAAAUCUGGUCAUUGCAUCGCGGCCUACUUCCGCUGCGACGGAGACAGAGACUGUCGCGACCUGUCGGACGAAAUCGGCUGCCCGCCGAGGUUCCCCGGUGGAAAAUACUGCCCUGAAAGCAGAUUCCAAUGCGGCAACAACUUGUGCGUGUCUCAAUCGGACUUAUGCGACGGAACAGACGACUGCGGAGACGGCUCAGACGAGGCCGCGUCUAUCUGCACCAACUUUAAUUGCGAUACUCUGAGGAGGUUCCAUUGUGAUAACCAUCGAUGUGUGCCGAGAUACCAAGUCUGCGACGGCAUAGACAACUGCGGCGACGGUUCAGACGAGAACAACAUGACUUUGUGCGCGGCCCGGGCGCGACCCUGCGACCCCUACACUCAAUUCCAAUGCGCCAACAAGCAGUGUGUCGAUAGAACACAGCUGUGCGACUUCGCCGACGAUUGUGGAGACGCCAGCGAUGAACUGGGAUGUCAUCAUACGCACACUUGCGAUCACAUGGAUAAAGGCGGCUGCGAACACUUCUGCACAAACCUCACAUCCUCCGGAGGCGGCUACAUCUGCACCUGCUUCCAGGGCUGGAUCAUCUCGCCCCAGGACAAGAAGAAGUGUGUCGACGUGGACGAGUGUACCCAGGGCACCCAUCAUUGCUCCCAACUCUGUACCAACAUCAAUGGCAGCUUCUCUUGCAGCUGUAGAGACGGGUUCAGAUUGGCCGACAGUCUAUCAGGCGUGUGCAAAGCCAUCGAGGAUGAAGUAAUUCUUAUGUUCGCCAACGGCCCAGAAAUCAGAGCAUUCGUCCAAGAUAAGAACGAAGAAUUCGAAGUAAUCUCUUCCGAGAAGAGAAUCGAAGCGUUAGACUACGACCCGAUCCAAGAAAUGGUCUUCUGGGCAGACAGUUACGACAAAACCAUCAAACGAUCAUACAUGAUCAACGCCUUGGAUGGUCAAGUAAAAAGCGGCUUCGCCCAAGACCUGAACAUGAAAGGAAACGCCAAACCCACCGCUUUGGCAGUAGAUUACGUUGGUGAUAAUUUAUACUGGACUGAAGCCGAAAGAACAGGCUCUAAACCUCGCGGAAGAGUCAUGGUUGCCAGAACUGAUGGAAGAUACAGACGCGCUUUAGUCUCAGCUGGUAUUGAAAGCCCUACAUCUUUGGCAUUAGAUCCUCAGAUGGGCAAAAUGUUCUGGUCAGACGCUGGCUCCGCUCCGAAGAUCGAAAUCUCUUGGAUGGACGGUAGUAAGAGAAGACCAAUUGUGACUGAAAAUAUUCGUCAUCCGACUGGAUUGGUUAUCGAUCAAGCAAUGGAUCAUGCUAUUUAUUGGGCUGAUACUAAAUUAAAUACGAUUGAAACGAUGAGGCAGGAUGGAUCUAACAGGAAGAUUAUACUUCGUGGAGAUAAUCUGAAGCAUCCGAUUUCGCUGGAUGUGUUUGAAUCGUCUUUGUACUGGGUAACAAGGGAUACGGGAGAGCUGGUCAGACAGGACAAGUUCGGAAGGGGGGUGCCUUUUGUUAUUUCGAAGGAUCUAGUCAACCCAUCGGCUGUGAAAGUGUACCACCCGCGGCGCUACAACGCGAGCGCGGCGGCGCGGGCGGCGUGCGCGCGCGCGGCGUGCUCGCACGCGUGCCUGCGCGUGCCGGCCGGCCGGCGCUGCGCGUGCCCCGACGCGCCGCCCGCGCCCAAGCGCGCCGCCGACCGCGUCUGCGACGCCGCCGUGGAAGCCCCCCGCGCCUUACCCCGCAUCUGCCCGUGCGAGAACGGCGGCCGCUGCAUAGAGGAUGAGACCGGUGCGCUCACUUGCUCGUGCCGAGCGCCGCUGCAGCCGCCACUGUGUGCGGGCGCCGCCGCUGCUACUGGCGCGAGAGCCGGCGCUCCUACUGCUGUAUUAGUGCCAGUGUUAUUGGUGUUAAUAUUGGCGUUAGUUGGAGCGGCUGGGUGGUUCUUCGUGAGGAAACGGCCAUUCGGCAAAGGCGGCGGUCUCGGCAGCUUAGCAUCAUCGCAAAGCGUGUCGUUCCGCCAGGGCUCCAACGUGGAGUUCGGCGGAGUCGCGGAGCCGGCGUACACGCUAGAAGACACUAGAAGAAAGGGCAGGGACUUCAGCAAUCCUAUGUAUGACGCUGUCACCAGGGCGAGGUCUGCUGGGGAACCUGAACCGCCUUUACCGGGCAUUUACGAAGUGCCAGAAGAGAUAAAAGAGAAAGUAGCGUCCGCAGUUAUAUCCCCGUCUUCCACCGAGACCCGGGGCGCGGCCCCGGCGCGGCCGCCCCGGGCCCUGGACCCGGUGACCGACACCGGGGCAGACACGGCCCAGCUGGUGAAGGAGGACCGGGAUUGCUAGUCGAAGCCCCGGCGGGCGGUGGGGCCGUCCGCCGUGUUACUUCGAGUAAGGGAUUACCUCCCAUUACCGGAGAUUCGUGUCGCUGAGUAGGGUUAAGGGUAUGGAUGAAGAUAUUUAGAUUAAUAUUGUAAAAAAUAAAAUCAUAGAGUAGGUAUUACUAAAUUUAACAGAGCCAAUUGGUAGACCGUCGAUCGGUCGACGUUAUCUUGCGUAGUAUUUGUAAUAUAAACAUUUUAUUGGUAACAUCGAUUGAUGCAGAAAUAUCCUAAGUUUUAUAAUAUUGAAGACACAUGACAGUAUGAUUUUAAAGUGGCCACUGUAGAUACAAACUAAAAGGUCUAAUCAAGACAAAAAAGAUUUAAUAUUUAUUAUAAUAGCUAUUUUAAAUUAAAAUCUCGUCUUAUCAAAACAGCGAGCCAAUGUUUUAUUAAAAUAAAAAAUCCUUUUGCAUACCCUUUAGAAUGCAAAAUAAGUAAAUGAGUUGGAAUAAUUCCCAGAAUCGUCUUAGUGUUUUAUAUUUCAAAGAUUUUAGUAGAUUUUAAUAAUAUAGUUUAUAAAUUUACUUAUAUUGCAUUACCCCUACUUCAGCUUAGUGCGACUUUAAAAAUAAAAUUACAUCACACACAGUUCGCAAAAUGUCAUUAAAUUUAUAAUGCGAUUAAAAAUGUGUUUUUAUCUGUAGAUUUCCCGUUUGGCUUAUUACGAUAAAAAAUAAACUGACAUUCCAAUAACAUAGUAGUUAGUUACAUAAUAGUAGUUAGUGAAAUAAACUUAUUAGCAACUUCUACGGGCCAAUGGGGCAUUUGACAUCAUGGAAAUCCCCAACCUUAGAAUAUAAUCUCUCAAAUAUAUUUUCAAAUGGGCUGUUAUUCUAUAAAGAAUACCAUCCUUUAUUGGUGUAUAUUUUUAAGACUUAACGAUAUCUUUUUAAAAAUGUAUCUUAUAACUAUUUUCUUUGUUGUAACUUGAACUUUGCGGAGUACUCCUGAAGCUCAUUGUUUAGCAUCUUCUUUCGUAUAACGCCAGAUUCGCGAAAUGAUUGAUAAGCAAAAUGCGUACUUGAUUUGUAUAUUUUUAUUCCACACAAUAGUUUCUGUCUGUACGUUCAGGGUUUUUUUUGUAAAAAGAAACUUUGUUUAAAACUGCCAUUUUUAGUAUUUGUCAUUUUGCGAAUCUGUUACUUUGCGUGCGAAUUGUUGUAGCAUUAACUUAGAGUAGUAACCGCGACGUAGGGACGUCAUCGUAGAGUUUUAAAAUUCAUUUGACAAUAAGCAAUAAACAUAUUAUUAGCUAUAAUUUAUUUAUUUCGGUUUAAGACUAUGUAAAAUAUAGCUACGUUGUGUUUUAUAAUUGUCUAUCAAAUGGAAAUUUGUGGAAUUCACUGACGAUUUGCCAUAAACCUGUGAGAUGACUGUUGUUAUUUUAUUUUUUAAUAUAUUUAAACAAUCUCAUUGGGUUUUGUUACGCGUUCUACGAUUGUAAAUAUCUACAUUCAGACUUGUGAUGUAUAUUAAAAGUCUUAAUUAAAAAUAUAUCGUUGUUAAUCGAAUUACUAUAAAUAAUAUGUAUAGGCCAUUCCUUGUGAAUACACAUCACAUAUUAAAUACAAAUCAUAUUUGAAUGAGAAUUGAUAGUGUAUAAAGAUAUGAAAUUGUCAAUAUAUGAUAAAUAAAAAGAUGAAAUAUUUUUGUAUUGGGAUUAUUAUAUAAAUGAAUAUAUAUAUAAUAGUUAUUAGACAACUGUCUGAAUUUAGUUGAAACUUUGUGUAAAAUAAAGUGAA
Amyelois transitella is the source of this 15706-nucleotide messenger RNA. It is a transcript of the gene mgl, whose product is annotated as low-density lipoprotein receptor-related protein 2. NCBI's taxonomy places the organism in Eukaryota, Metazoa, Arthropoda, Insecta, Lepidoptera, Pyralidae. Gene Ontology annotation, molecular function: calcium ion binding; protein binding. The transcript is spliced from 30 exons. The record is from RefSeq and is a predicted model, not a curated record. The coding region runs from base 139 to 13926 and encodes 4595 amino acids.